Lynx canadensis (Canada lynx) is the source of this 3401-nucleotide messenger RNA. It is a transcript of the gene CFAP410, whose product is annotated as cilia and flagella associated protein 410. Gene Ontology annotation, biological process: cytoskeleton organization. Gene Ontology annotation, molecular function: protein binding. The record is from RefSeq and is a predicted model, not a curated record. The transcript has 9 exons. Bases 1184 to 2224 code for a protein of 346 amino acids. Lineage: Eukaryota; Metazoa; Chordata; Mammalia; Carnivora; Felidae.
GGGGUGAGCCACAGCGCCAUGGGCCCACAGGACCCCUGUGGCCCAUCAGAACCCAUCAGAGCCCCUUACGUAGGGCAGUGCUUGAUGGACUUCUCAAGGCACUUUGAUGGGCACAAAGGUGGUUGGAGCCCUCCUCCGAAGCGGUCAGCACCGUGGAGGGAAAGGGUGGACAGCAGCGGGGGUGUGACGGCUGAUUGGAGGCUCUCACCUGCAGGAGGCGCCCCCCUGUCACUGCUGCGUCGUCAGAGUCCGGCAGCCCAGGCCUUCGGCAGGCCGGCACCCGCCGCAGGAGCUGGCUUGCCACCGCCCCCGGGAGGGGUCUUAGACCUUAGUUACCAGGCAAAGCAAGCAGAGACCCACGGCGUCUGCAGCUGGUUUUUAGCAGCCGUGCCCAGACUCUGGGCUAGCGCUCCUUCCCUGGGGGGCCUUCUGGCCUGAGAGCCAUUCCACUGACUGAAAGCACACGGCAGAGGAUCAGUUAAUAUUUCAAGAGACAGCAAUCACGCAGAGCUCUGGGGGGGCAGGCACGGGCGGUCUGACUUUGGCUUCCGAGUAUCCCAGGGCCUCUGUGGGAACGUCGGUGAAGGGGAAGCAGUACGUGAAAGAGGCUGCUGACCAAACAUCAGCGCUCAUGUCGCCCCUGUGGCUCCUUCCCUUCCAGCAAAAACCACACAUUUCACAAGAAGGCCACGUUCCGUCCGCCAGGACGCCGUUGCAAGAGCAAUUAUGAAACAUCCAUCCCAUAAAAAUAAAGAGGCGUUUGGCCAUAAAGCAGGAACGCAGCAGUCCUGACUUUGAUUGCGACUUGGCUCACAUCCAGCGAAAGGAAACGCGGAGGACGUUUUCACGGCGUGGACAACACGGCCAAGGCAGUGGCUGUGGCUUGCAGAGCCCUGGUCCGGACAGAGCACCAAGGGAAGUGGGCUUCAUGCUGGGGACACCAUCGUCCCUUCACGCCUUCAUGCCUGAGGUUGACAGAUCAUCUGCAUUCUGGGAAUGACCUCUCAGAAAGGACGGCUGAGAUGUGAUGGUGACGAGGGAGCCGAUCGGCGCAGGGGCCAAUGCCCUGCACCACGUGCCUUCCCGACAGCCGUAGCAGGCAGCGCGUUUCCAAGCAACAGAUAUGGGGACGGAGCUGGGAAGGACCCCGAGGCCCAAACAACCUCUCAGGACACUGUGUUAAAUGAACACAUGCAGGCUACUCUUGUCUCACAAGCCGCGUGAACGAGCCCGGACCCCACUCAGGUCUCCAGAGACGGCAGCCCUGGUCCCCGGCCCCUGGCCCCGGGCCCACAGCCUGACCCCACGAGAGGCCCCAGACCAGGCCAGCAGCCCCACGGCUCCCAGAUUCCCGCCCCUCAGGCACCGUGAAGAGGGGCAGCCGCCUCACAGAUGUCUCCAUCUGCCGGGAAAUGCCCAGCCUGGAAGUGAUCACCCUCAGAGCUGCCCGGAGCUCCACCAGUGUCCCCGCAAAACACGGCCUCUGACCGGUCAUAGCCACCUCUUCCGGAGGCCUUGGCGUCUUAACAGACUAGGGAAUCCGUGGCUGAACCAGGUGCUACCGGGACUUCUGGCAGCUGGGCCGUUUGGAGAGAGCCCCGUCAACAGCGUGUCCACCCUGGAGCCCGUGAGCCGCUGCCAGCAGCUGAGUGAGCUGUACCUGCGGAGGAACCGCAUCCCCAGCCUGGCGGAGCUCUACUACCUGAAGGGCCUGCCGCGCCUGCGCGUGCUGUGGCUGGCGGAGAACCCGUGCUGCGGGCCCGACCCACACCUCUACCGCAUGACCGUCCUGCGUAACCUGCCGCACCUGCAGAAGCUGGACAACCAGACGGUGACCGAGGAGGAGCUGUCCCGAGCAUUGCUGGAGGGAGAGGAGGUCACGGCCCCCGGCGGAGAGGGAGCAGGGAACGGCCGGCCCGAGCUGUCCUACGGCCUGAGCGCCCUGAACACCGCCGCCGAGACCCAGCGGGACGCGCUCAGCUGUGGCGAGGAGGAGGCCAGCGUCCAGGGCCAGCUCAGCCCGAAGCCCCCUUCCCGGGACCCGUUCCCCUCCUUCUCACAGAGGGAAGCCGUGAGCGGUCGCAGGAACAGGAACAAUGUCCUGACCGCCAUCCUGCUGCUGCUGCGGGAGCUGGACGCCGAGGGGCUGGAGGCCGUGCGCCAGACCGUGGUCAGCCGGCUCCAGGCUCUGCACAAGCAGGAGCCGCAAGAGGACGUGGAAUGACGGUCAGCCGGGACCCGAGCCGCCAGGCCUUCCUCCCAGGACCCUGUGCCCCAGCAUCUGGGAGGUGUGGGGUCCACAGCCACGGCCUCCACUGCAUCCUGAGUGUCCGCACGCGGGCUGUGUCCCCAGAAGCUCAGCCCCGCCUGGGAAGGCCACGCCCCGGGUGUAGAAGGCGGGAAGGGCGCCGGGCACCGCGCCGGGCACGCUCCGCCGUGCGGGGCCCAGGCGUGUGCCACCUGCCUCGCCUCGCCUCGCCUCGCCUCGCCUCGCCUCGCCUCGCCUCUUCUCAGGUGGCGUUGCAGCCACUGUCCCUAAUAAAUAUCUUCCCCAAGUCCAGUCUGGAAGCAGACGUUUCCUAGGAGACGGACGUAGCCUUGACGUUGUUUUGAAGCUAAGGGCCACGUGCACGUGCAUUUCCCCUGUCGGCUCUCCCACCGGGUCGGGGGUAGAUUCCGCCCAGGACGGUGCCGUCCUCGAAGCAGCAGCGGCUCCGGGCUCCGCCUCAGCCUCGGCAGACCCACGCGGCCGUGCCCACCGCUGCCCACGUGUUUGGCAGGGUGCAGGGGUCUUGUACGCCGUGCGGGGGGAGGCCGGGGGUGGGCAGGCCCGCGCUCCUGUCUGGAGACUCAGGUACAGCCGUAGGACAGGCAGCGGGGCCGGGGAGGAUGCCCGGAAACCCCAUCUAAAACGUGUUCUCCCGUGGGCAGAGCCACAGGCCUUGCCGUGGUGCACAGGCCCCGAGUGGUAGUGUUGCAGCCCGGGGCCCUUCCUCCUGCCCCCCAGCAGCUCCGGGGGCCGGGGAGGAGCGUGGCCUCUGAGCCGUUAGUCUUACUGGUGCUGAAAUGGCGGGACCGGAGAGGGGGGGUUCCCUCCGCCCCGGCUCCCGUUAGUGUCUGUGUCGCCCUGCAAGCGAAGGGGUGGGACUUCACCCACUGUGUGCGAGAACCCGGAUGGGGUGACUGCCGGGGAGACCGUGGCAGGCCGCGCUCGCACUGGCCCGGCCACACUGGGCGGGUGGUGGAUAUCGGGUGUCGUGGCUCCUCGGGACCUGGGGGGCGGGAGCAAGGGGUCGCCACGUGGGGGUGUCCGGAAGGGUGGCCGCAGGGUCCGCGCGUGCCUUCUGUUGUACGUCUGGAUGGUUGUCACACUCAAUAAAGCGUUGUCUUUUUUAGAGCCA